UGAACUAGCCUCUAACUAUCACCACGACGAUAACUCUUUUAUCAUGUCCACUCUUUUGAAACCUACUAUAUCCGACGCCUUUUGGUUCGAAGACGGAAACAUCGUGCUUAUCGCUGCCAACGUCGCUUUCAAAGUCCAUCGAGGCCAGCUUUCACGCCAUUCAGAAGUCUUUGAGGACAUGUUCCAAUUACCUCAACCGCCUGCAGGAGCCGACCUCAUGUACGAUGGUACUCCUUUUGUCAAUCUUCACGACUCGGCCCAGGAUUUUGCUUAUUUCCUCGGCGCCCUCUAUGACGGACUAUACUUUGUGGAAACCUCCGCUUCAGACUUUGCCUGCAUUUCUGCCGUGCUUCGCUUGUCAACAAAAUAUCUUUUCGAGCAUUUACGCGUGCAAUGUAUGGCACGGUUGACCCAGGACUGGCCUACGACCCUUGCUGGAUGGGACCGCCGAGAACAGCAAGCUACUGACGAAAACGAGCGAUAUCUACCUCGCGAGCGUAUCUGUCACCCCAUCCACAUAAUCAGCCUCUCCAUCGAGCUCGGACUCACCGAAUUUCUACCUUCUGCAUUCUACGAUCUCUGUCGCUACGGCCCGAGCAAGAUUGUUGCCGGUUGUCCUUCUCUAUAUGAUACUUCCUCUGUGGUAACCCUUUCAACUGACCUUCUCCGGCGCAUUCUCCGCGGACGCGAAACAGGACAGCAGUUUACGGCACGUUUCAUCUUGGAAGAGAUACAAGGUAGUACGCCUUCCAAUGAUUGCUCAAACCCGGACCUAUGCGCCCGGGCAUUCUAUUACAUCACACUCAAUUCGCUGAGGGCAGUAUCGGGGAUUACUUAUGGACGUGAGGCCGAUCCGCUUUUCACACUCACUCAGGCCAUGUGUAUGCCGGAGCGGAACGACUUUUCAGACGGCCUGAAACAGUGUGAGCUGCGAAUGUGCGGGACCUGUAAGGCGGAAUUCAUCGAUAUUUGCACAAAGGCGAGGGUGCAGGUAUGGGAUUUGCUGGGGACUUGGUUCGGUUCGGGGGGAUGCUUGUAAUGCUUCCGUCAUGAUUCUAAUGACACCUGUUUUCGAGCCUAUCAGAG
This is a messenger RNA of Guyanagaster necrorhizus, 1086 nucleotides long. RefSeq lists its product as uncharacterized. The coding region runs from base 44 to 1039 and encodes 331 amino acids. Gene Ontology annotation, molecular function: protein binding. The transcript is spliced from 2 exons. The record is from RefSeq and is a predicted model, not a curated record. Lineage: Eukaryota; Fungi; Basidiomycota; Agaricomycetes; Agaricales; Physalacriaceae.